UAAUUAUGAAUUACCAUUUUUACCCCGCGAGAAACCAAAACAGACAUGGCAUGCUCUGAUCUGAUCUGAGUGCGGAAGCCGCCAUUGACGUCGACGACUCAGCGAAGCUAAACCGAGAGUGGAGCUGCGUCGACAGGGAAACGCAUAGCAUCAGCACCAAUAUUCCUGCUCUGCGGAAGAAAAUAAAAAAGAAAAAAAAGAUGAGGUGCUCUUCGGAGACCAUCAACAUCGCUGCGAGUACGCAGAAGCUUGAUGUCGAUAAUCGAAUUGCUCUCCGCUUCUACUACAGGAUCGCGGACAAUAUCCUCAAACAGGCUGAUAUCUUUCGUGCAGAGAAGAAUAUUGUUGAUCUAUAUAUCAUGCUCCUAAGAUUUUCUAGUUUGGUCUCUGAGACAAUACCUCGUCACCGAGAUUAUAGAUCAUCUCCACAAGGGAAGAAAGAAGCUUUGAGAAAGAAAUUGUUAAAUUCUGUGAAUGAGCUGGAGCAAUUGAAACCAAAGGUGCAGCAGAAGAUCAAUGAGUUCAACAGCAGGCAAGCAUAUCUCCACAAUGGGCGGGAAAAAUGUCAUUCAAAUAAUUUAAUGGAUUUUCCUCCAAUGAAAAAGCAAAAUUUGGCUAGUUAUAAUCAAAUAAAGGCAGUCAUACCAACCACUAGAGAGUUUUUUUACCAUGGAUCAAGGGGCCAGCAGUUUUCUAGUGUGAGGCCUGUGGAAGAUAAUAUGAGGAGACUAUCUCUAAGUCUCCCACGUCCAAAGGAGGAAACUCUCUCCAAGCAUUCUAUUCUAGGUCCCAAUGGGCUGAAAGGGCAGUGGCGACCACCUGCAAGUGAUAAAGGGGUCAGGUAUCCAACCAUCAUAGAUCUGUCUCCAGUUGAAAUUCCAAGCCUUCAACAACCCUUGGAAGAUGGAUCUCUGAAUAAAAAAGAUAAUAACAUCUCAGAACAACAUAGAUCAGAUUUAGAAUCAAUUCUUACCCAGAAUGACGACUGCCAGGCAAAGCAUGCUGAUGAAGCUCCUUCUCUGAUCUCUUUUGAAGCAACAGAAAUCCCUGCUCAAAUUGAAGUUACCAGACAGCCUUCUCCUCCACCUGUACUUGCGGAAGUACAAGAUUUGGUUCCGGCUGUGUCACCUUUUGUUAAUGAGGGAGGAUGUAAGACAGAGAUUCCGUCAGCAGAAAGUGUUGUUCGUGCUGAGUCUCCUCUGCAACUACACAUUUCAACUUCUAUGAUGGAGAGUUUUAUGAAGCUUGCCAAGUCAAACACUGACAAAAAUUUAGAGACUUGUGGUAUCCUUGCAGGUUUGCUUAAAAACAGAAAAUUUUAUAUUACUGCUCUAAUAAUCCCAAAGCAGGAGGCAACAUCCAGUUCUUGUCAAGCUACAAAUGAAGAGGAGAUAUUUGAAGUGCAAGAUAAGCAAUCUCUUUUCCCCCUUGGGUGGAUCCACACACAUCCUACACAAUCUUGUUUCAUGUCAUCAAUUGAUCUACACACUCAUUACUCAUAUCAGAUUAUGCUGCCAGAAGCUGUUGCAAUAGUUAUGGCACCAACAGACAGUUCAAGAAACCAUGGCAUUUUUCGGUUGACAACCCCUGGUGGAAUGUCGGUCAUUAGACAAUGCCAGCAACGUGGCUUUCAUCCACAUAAUCAACCUCCAGAUGGUGGUCCCAUUUACGAUACAUGUACAGAUGUUUACAUGAACCCAAAUUUAAAAUUUGAUGUCAUUGAUCUUCGAUGAUGAGAGUUUGUUGUUUCUUGAUGGGUAAACUAAAUCCAGUCAUCCAAUUGUUCAUAUUACCAUAUUUCAUACAAGAUUUAUAGGUUUUUCCAUUAAACCAGCCGGAGCAUCACAAUGCAUGUCUCGUCUGGUUGUGCUUGUAAAAAGAUUGGAACUAUUCACCAAUGGUUGCCUGCAUGGUCAUUUUUCUGUUCUGUAUUGCAUUCAGGAAACUUGGUCAAAUCCUGAUCAUUUUGUGCUGAGAUAUUUAUGAUUGUUACCGUUCAGCCUGUAUUAUAAUGGCAUCAAUUAAAGAUACCUUAUAGCUCUAA
This is a messenger RNA of Cajanus cajan (pigeon pea), 2044 nucleotides long. RefSeq names its product associated molecule with the SH3 domain of STAM 1 (gene AMSH1). Gene Ontology annotation, cellular component: membrane; endosome. Gene Ontology annotation, molecular function: K63-linked deubiquitinase activity; protein binding; metal-dependent deubiquitinase activity. Lineage: Eukaryota; Viridiplantae; Streptophyta; Magnoliopsida; Fabales; Fabaceae. Gene Ontology annotation, biological process: protein K63-linked deubiquitination; protein K48-linked deubiquitination. The record is from RefSeq and is a predicted model, not a curated record.